Molecule: messenger RNA, 309 nt
Organism: Chlorella variabilis
Lineage: Eukaryota; Viridiplantae; Chlorophyta; Trebouxiophyceae; Chlorellales; Chlorellaceae
Exons: 5
Coding region: 1-309 (102 amino acids)
Biological process (GO): regulation of cytokinesis; mitotic spindle organization
Cellular component (GO): chromosome passenger complex; spindle pole centrosome; spindle midzone
Molecular function (GO): protein kinase activity
Source: RefSeq, a predicted model, not a curated record
AUGCAGGCGGCAGGGUUUGGCGAGCGCUGCCACGAGGUGGAGGAUGUGAAGCUGACCGAGCAGCACAUCCAGUUCGCAGAGGUGGCCUUCCCGCCCCACAUCUCACCCCUGUGCCGCAGCUUCAUCCAGCAGGCGCUGACCAAGCGGCCAGAGAGCCGCCCCUCAGCGGCGCAGCUGUUCCAGCACCGCUGGGUGCAGCAGCACUACCAGCAGCUGCUAGCGGCGCAGGCACAGGCGCAGCCGGCGGCAGCGACCACGUCGGCAGCGGCGGCGGCGGCGAUCGCAGCGGCGGCAGCUUGCGCCAGCUGA